AACUCUACCCCACAUGUUCCGUGCUGUUGGUGGGAGGAGGGAACCAAAGACGUAGAACCGCAGCGCCGUACCGAAGUUAAAGAUCGCCGAAACCGCAGGAAAACAUAUCCCAAUCCUUCGACCCUCGACAGCAAUGGCAGGACGUGACAGAAUAGCCCACCUCCUUCGACAGCUCGAGAAAGCUGCGUGCAGGUGUCCUGCACAUUCCAACACAUAUCACCAAGGUGCUGGAGCUGCGGCGUGCACGGUCAGAAAAACCGACUAUGCAUUUGAGAUGGCCAGCUCCAACAUCAGAUAUGGAGAAGGGGUCACCCGGGAGAUCGGAAUGGACCUUCAGAACAUGGGGGCUCGUAACGUGUGUCUGAUGACGGAUAAGAACCUGUCCGUUCUGCCGCCGGUGAAAGCAGUCCUGGAGUCGAUGGCACAGAACGGAGUGAACUACAAGGUGUAUGACCAGGUCCGAGUGGAGCCCACGGACACCAGCUUUAAGCAAGCCAUCGCCUUCGCCAAGAAUGACUCCUUCGACGUCUAUGUCGCGGUGGGCGGGGGCUCGGUGAUAGACACCUGCAAAGCAGCCAAUCUGUACGCCAGCCACCCUGAGGCAGAGUUUCUGGACUUUGUCAACGCUCCCAUCGGGAAAGGGAAGCCUGUUACGGGCGUCCUCAAGCCUCUGAUUGCAGUUCCCACAACAGCCGGAACCGGCAGUGAAACCACGGGAGUGGCCAUUUUUGAUUUUGAAGAACUGAAGGCCAAAACUGGAAUAGCCAGCAGGGCCCUCAAGCCAACCCUGGGGAUGGUGGACCCGCUCCAUACACUGCACAUGCCUGAGAGGGUCGCCGCCAACAGUGGCUUUGACGUGCUCUGCCAUUCCCUGGAGUCUUACACCGCCCUGCCCUACAACAUGCGAAAGCCCUGUCCCCCAAACCCCAUCAACCGCCCCGCCUACCAGGGCAGCAACCCUAUCAGCGAUGUCUGGUCAAGACACGCCCUCAACGUGGUGGCCAAAUACAUGAAACGGGCUGUUCGAGAUCCAGAGGACCUCGAGGCGCGUUCCAGCAUGCAUCUGGCCAGUGUGUUUGCAGGGAUCGGAUUUGGAAAUGCAGGAGUUCAUUUGUGCCAUGGGAUGUCAUAUCCCAUUGCUGGCAAUGUCAAGACCUACAGGGCUAAAGGCUACAAUGUGGACCAUCCAGUAGUGCCUCAUGGACUUUCUGUGGUCCUCACAUCUCCAGCAGUGUUCAACUUCACUGCCCCCAUGUGUCCAGAGCGCCACCUAGAGGCUGCUGAGAUCCUAGGUGCGGACAUCAGCAGGGUGAAGCGGGAGGAUGCCGGCCCACUGUUGGCUGACACACUGCGUCAGUUUCUGUACGACCUGCAGGUGGAGGACGGGCUGAGUGCCGUUGGUUACACCAAGGACGACGUGCCCGACCUGGUCAAGGGAACCAUACCUCAGGAGCGGGUCACCAAGUUGUCUCCCAGAGAACACACUGAAGAAGACCUGACUCAUCUGUUUGAGGCCUCUCUUAAGCUCUACUGAGUCUGGGUCCUAACCCAACUCUUGACGAGACGGAUGAACACACGCACUCCACCACCUCCCGAUCCAGUCUUUCUAGGCUUUUUGUUUUAAUUAUUAUUGAAUUAAUUAAAUGAAACACUGAAACACACUCAAUCUUCUACAUUGAGGAAAAUGCCUACCUCCUUGUCUUAAAUGUUUUUAUGUUUAUUGAAAUAAUUGUUAAGGUCCUUUUAACAUGUCAUCUUGAUUCAGGAAUAUCUUUGGUUAUAAAAUAGUAUUUGCGAUCCAUUCUCACUAAGAUCCUAUCUUGGCCUGGCCUGGGAUUGGCUGGGUAAAACUAAUAAGCUAAAUGCUGGACCAAUCAGAAUCGUUUUGUGGUGUGGUUUAUCUGACUUUUAUACAAUGCUAAAUAAAGCUUGAAUAGUC
This is a messenger RNA of Gadus macrocephalus (Pacific cod), 1939 nucleotides long. It is a transcript of the gene adhfe1, whose product is annotated as alcohol dehydrogenase iron containing 1. The transcript is spliced from 14 exons. The record is from RefSeq and is a predicted model, not a curated record. Gene Ontology annotation, cellular component: mitochondrion. Lineage: Eukaryota; Metazoa; Chordata; Actinopteri; Gadiformes; Gadidae. Gene Ontology annotation, molecular function: metal ion binding; alcohol dehydrogenase (NAD+) activity. Bases 134 to 1534 code for a protein of 466 amino acids.